AGCCAUAACAACUGCGCAUGUGCGGAUAUGAAUUGUAUCUUCUUUUGUCCCUCUUUUUCUUGCCACACUUCUAUGUACGCCACCUUCAUUUCGAUUUCACCUUCUUUCCAGUACUGAUGGUCGAGAAGUUUAGUCUUGUUCUUGUAGUUCUUUAUUCAGCAGAAUGACUUCCAAGGUUUCACGCGAUACUCUGUACGAGUGCGUAAACGCGGUAAUCCAACAUUCCCAAGACAAAAAAAAGAAGUUCUUAGAGACGGUGGAGCUUCAGAUUGGAUUGAAGAACUAUGAUCCACAGAAAGAUAAACGUUUCUCAGGCACUGUUAAGUUGAAGAAUAUCCCUAGGCCCAAAAUGCAGGUCUGUGUUCUUGGCGAUCAACAGCACUGUGAUGAAGCCAAGGCUAAUAAUAUUCCAUAUAUGGAUGCAGAGGCGUUAAAGAAACUUAACAAAAACAAGAAACUCGUGAAAAAACUCGCAAAGAAAUACGACGCGUUCCUAGCCAGUGAGUCAUUGAUUAAACAGAUUCCCCGUCUACUUGGUCCCGGUUUGAACAAGGCCGGUAAAUUCCCUGGACUGUUGUCCCACCAGGAAUCAAUGGUCGGCAAGAUCGACGAAGUUAAGGCCACUAUCAAGUUUCAGAUGAAAAAGGUAUUGUGUCUGUCGGUGGCAGUCGGACAUGUCGAGAUGACGCCCGACGAGUUGGUACAGAACGUGCAUCUCUCGAUAAACUUCCUCGUUUCUUUGUUGAAGAAACACUGGCAGAACGUACGUUCGCUGCACAUUAAAUCGUCCAUGGGACCACCGCAGCGUCUGUAUUAAAUUACAUAUGAUACGUAUGUGAAUGUACAUUCGUUGCAAUAAAAAAUAGAAAAAUCGUGAA
Odontomachus brunneus is the source of this 878-nucleotide messenger RNA. It is a transcript of the gene RpL10Ab, whose product is annotated as 60S ribosomal protein L10a. Gene Ontology annotation, cellular component: large ribosomal subunit. Gene Ontology annotation, molecular function: RNA binding; structural constituent of ribosome. Bases 164 to 817 code for a protein of 217 amino acids. Gene Ontology annotation, biological process: translation. The record is from RefSeq and is a predicted model, not a curated record. Lineage: Eukaryota; Metazoa; Arthropoda; Insecta; Hymenoptera; Formicidae. The transcript is spliced from 5 exons.